Leptosia nina is the source of this 1665-nucleotide messenger RNA. NCBI's taxonomy places the organism in Eukaryota, Metazoa, Arthropoda, Insecta, Lepidoptera, Pieridae. The record is from the annotation of a GenBank genome assembly.
AUGUGUAACAUUUUCUUCACUACAUGUGAUAACGAUUUUGCUAGGGACAACAAGCUUUUACAGCGUAUUAGCAAUAGAGGGCCUGACUGUAUUCAUUCAAUUUCCUAUAAGAUAAGUGAUACAUUAUCAUUAACUUUUUGUGGUGCCGUUCUUUGGACCCAGGGAUCCAAACCUACAGUACAGCCAGUGGAAAAUGAUAAAGCUAUACUUCUUUUUAAUGGUGAUGUAUACAAUCACCAUUGGGAUAAAAAUAUCAGUGAUACUCAAACUUUAAUGAGAAAGUUCAAUGAUUGUAACUCUAGUCAGGAUGUAAUUAAUGUAAUUCAUUCACUCAAAGGACCAUUUUCUAUUAUAUAUUUUGAGAAGACAUUAAAAAUACUAUAUUUUACAAGGGAUAGGCUUGGCAGAGUAAGCUUGCUGCUGCACAGAUCGAAAAAGAGCAUAACAAUCAGCAGUGUACUGGGGAGGAAGUAUCCAUGUAUUGAGAUACCUGCAUUCAACAUUUACAAGUUAGAUAUAGAAAAUGGAAUAAUUUCACAAUUUUCAUGGGAUUGUCAAUCAUUUGAAAGCUACAAUCUUGAUGACUGGAUACAAAUGAUACAAAAUCAACAAGAUUUACCUGAUGAAGAAAAUAUUUUUUCUGUUGAAGACACAUUCGAUUUAAGAGAUGAUGUACAUAUAGUAGAUUACAUUAAUGAAGUAUCAGGAGCUAAGAAAUGUAAACAGGUAAUAUUAAAAACACUCUUGUCUCAUGAAACCAUUGGGAAAGUAGUGGAGACUUUAUUACAUCUUCUUGAAAAAAGUAUUAAAACUCGCAUAGAAACCCAACCAAAUAAAUGCAAAGAUUGUUUGAGUAAAAAGGGUGAAUGCAAGCAUUGCGCUGUCGGCAUUUUAUUCUCUGGAGGUAUAGACUGUACAAUCUUAGCACGUUUAGCAGAUAAAUAUGUGCCGAUAAGCCAACCUAUUGAUUUAAUUAAUGUUGCUUUCAAAACUGAAAGUGUAUCUUACGAAGUACCUGACAGAAUUACUGGCAGGCAGUCGUACAAUGAGCUAAGGAGUGUUUGUCCUUCCAGACAGUGGGUAUUCCGUGAAGUUAAUGUGGACAAGAAAGAUUUAGAAUUGUGUCAAUCUGCAAUAAUAGCUGAUCUUGUUUAUCCUCGAAGAACUAUAUUGGAUGAAAGCUUAGGAUCAGCUCUGUGGUAUGCAGCAGGAGCACAACACAGUAAUGAUGUGUCACCAUGCAGAAUACUUUUACUUGGAUCUGGAGCAGAUGAAUUAUUUGGCGGAUACAGUAGACAUAGAAAUGCUUUUAAACGUAAAGGAUGGCCUGGCUUAGCUGCAGAAUUGACGUUAGAUUGGAACCGUAUAUCGUAUAGAAAUCUAGCUAGGGACAAUAGAGUAAUUUGUGACCAUGGUAGAAUACCAAGAUUACCAUAUUUAGAUGAAGAGUUUUCUACCUAUGUCCUAAAUCUGAAACCUUGGCUUAAGUGUUUUCCUACUGAAAAUUUAGGAAUAGGAGUUGGUGAUAAGUUGAUGUUAAGACUGUUAGCAAUGCAUCUUGGAUUGACAGACGUAGCAUUAUUGCCUAAACGUGCUCUUCAAUUUGGAAGCAGGAUAGCAAAUAAGAAGGAAAAAGGAAAAGAUAUUUCAAAACACAUGCAAUAA